Messenger RNA from Silurus meridionalis, 1235 nucleotides. RefSeq names its product scleraxis bHLH transcription factor b (gene scxb). Lineage: Eukaryota; Metazoa; Chordata; Actinopteri; Siluriformes; Siluridae. The record is from RefSeq and is a predicted model, not a curated record. Gene Ontology annotation, molecular function: RNA polymerase II transcription regulatory region sequence-specific DNA binding; protein dimerization activity; DNA-binding transcription factor activity, RNA polymerase II-specific. Gene Ontology annotation, biological process: developmental process; regulation of transcription by RNA polymerase II.
AAUGCUAGUGCAAAACACUAUAUACUUUUCCACUUAUUCACCCACUCAGGCUGGUGCUUGACAUUCUGGUUCUUGAAAGAGCAAUCUGCAGAAGGAAUAUGAACUUAUAAUGACUGAAUCACCAUGAAGCGACUGAGUCGAUCAUCACAGGAUUGGUUUGAUACAACGCUGGAUUUUCGCAAACUGAGGGCUGCUGUUCACUAAGUGAGGGACUACGGUUUGUCUUGUGUGUGUUGGUAAAUAGGACUGAAAGCGAAAAGUUGUGUUAAGGAGUUUCCUUGUGUCUGUGUAAAGACUGGGUAAAAACAGAGAGCCCAGUCCCUCCUGGUGAAAGGCUACAAGUGUGAGACAGAGCAGGUGAAGAUGUCCUAUGCCAUGGUUCACCCCUCUCCUGCCCGUUUCCUUUACUCUGACAUUACCCCUCUGUCAGAGGAUGAUGAGAACGGCAGUGAAAGCUCAGGAUCCGAUGACAAAUCCUUUCAUCUUUCCACUCCUGGGUACAACGCUAUCAAAGCAGACUCUCGCAAACGGAAGUUCGGCUGCAGGCCAUCGGUUGGAACCACAGAGCUUCACUUGCCAAUCUCGGAGACCCGACAGCGUAACUCAGCGAACGCUCGAGAGCGGGACCGAACAAACAGCGUGAACAUGGCUUUCACUGCUCUGAGGACACUCAUACCCACUGAACCAGCUGACAGGAAGCUGUCCAAGAUUGAGACAUUACGGCUGGCCUCUAGCUACAUCUCUCACCUGGAAAAUGUACUAUUGGUGGGAGAAGCAUGUGGAGACGGCCAGCCAUGCCAAAACACAGGGGCUCUGCAUAACCAUCUCCUUAAGACCAUAGAUGCAAGCCCAGACUCAGAGAACUCUCAGCCAAAACAGAUCUGCACCUUUUGCCUCAGUAACCAGAGGAGACUGAACAAAGACAGAGAAAGAAAAACAGCUAUAAGAAGAUAAUGACGAAGAAGAACAUACCAUUCAAUUCACCUGAACUCUAACUCUAUGUUUUUCCUAAUGUAUUGUAAGUAUGCUACUGCAGAAUCAUACAUGAACCUUUAUUUAUCCUGUAAAUGUACAUUUAUUAGUGGACUGCAUCACUGUGGAUUAAAGCAAUCACUCUGCUACAAUGGCUUCAUGCAUCAGAGCUUUGAGGACUUUACUUUCAAUCAACAGCACACAAUGUUUGUGCUGAACAUGGCACAUUAAGACUCUAUAUAAAUUUUAGCAUCAUGAAGACA